UCCCACACACUCUCUCCCCCUCCCUCCAUUUCCCGCUCUCUCUCUCUCUCUCUGACGAUGACGGUCUUACGCUCUGGCGCGAAAUUUCCAAAAUCCCCAAAAUGCCCCUCAUCAGGUUCUGCAACUCCCACCAUCCAACCCUCGACUCCUUUAAAACCCCACGAGCAUUCGAAUUCUCUAUACUCUCCUUCAAUGCCUUCCAACCUCUCCUCUCCUUCCGACCCCAAAACCCCGCUCCUAGGGUUAGGGUUUUGCCCUGGUCUGGAAUCUUCGGCCCCAAGGCGCAGCCUCCGUCUCGCUUCGAAAUCGAACAGUCAAGAUGCGACGACAGUCGUUAGUGCCGGAAACCGAUGCCAGCGGAAUCCCAAUGCAGGGGAAGGAAGAGGCGACAAUAUGAAUGCUGAGAGAGAAGGAGAGACUUCAGAUUCGGAAUCAAACGGUCCGGAUAAAGGGACGGUUGAUUCCGGAAGCGGUAGUCGGCGGAAAGCGAGGGGCCAUGGUGGGAAUCCCGAUGCAGGAGAAAGGAAUUGCGUGAGUCCGGAUGCUGAUAGAUCGGGGAGGGGUUCGGAUUUGAAAUCGAGGGGUUCAGAUGCGGCCGUUAUCGGUGCUGUAGGAGUGGGUCGGCUGAGGCGGAGUGGCCGUUGCAGGAAUCCCAGUGCUGGAGAAGGAAAUGGCGUGAAUCUGAAUGCUGAAAGAGAAGGGGUGAGUUCGGAUUUGGGUUUAGGAAAUGCAAGUGGAGAGAGUAAGACGGAACGUGUUGCUAGGGUUUUGGAUUUGGAUUCUGGAAGCGCUGGGGGAAAGAGUAAGAGGAAGCAUGUUUCUGGGUUUUUGGAUGCUGCUGGUAAGAAAUCUAGGGAUUUGGUUGAAGAUGAAGGAAAGGAAGGGGUUCAGAAGAGAUUGGAUUCUGAUGGAUUGAGUUUCAGCAAAGAGAAUGGUAGGGCUCCUGGUUUUCCAGACAAGGAGGGAUUGAAAGAAAUCGAGUUGGUUUCAGAUGGGCACCGAAUGGUGAAGGAUGGAGAAAACGAGGGAAUCAAGAAGCAGAUGAGUGAAUUGAGUUCUUGCUCCAGUUUGAGGUAUUUCAGACGGAAGAGCAAAAGGCUUAUAGAAAAAGGUAGAGGAGAAUUAGCCUCUGAUCAGAUAUUGGAUUUGAAUUCUAUUGCAGGAGAUGGAAAUGAAGUGACAGAUUCAAAAGAAGCUGAGUUAGGUUGCAAUGGAGAUCAGAUAAUGAGUGAGGAUGAAUUGCGUACAGGUGCUGGUUUGAGAUACUUGAGGCGGAGUUCAAGGCUUGUGGGAAAUGAAAAAAGAGAAUUGGGUUUCGAUCUUAAUUUGGAUUUGAAUUCUCUUGUGAAGGAUGAAAAAGAACCGGGUUUGAAAGAAACUGAGUGUUCUGAUGGAGAUCGAGUAGUGGGGGAAUGGACUGAGGAGAAUAGGCUAAUCAGCGAGAAUGACUUGGGUUUGGAUUUGGGUUUGGGUUUGAGAUGUUCGAGGCGGAGCAGCGGAAGGCAUGAAAAAGGAACGAGGGAAGCUGACAUACAUGUAUCGCUGUCUUUGAAUUCCUUUUCUACGGAUGGAAAUGACAAUGGACUGUUGAAUUUGUGUUCAGGGACUAGAAUUGUUAAGAGAAGAAUUGAAGUGAUUGAUAUUGAUUCUGAUAGCGGAGGAGACAGAGAAGGCGAUGGAAGACUGGCCAAUGAAAAAGAGACGGACCCAGUUGUGAGAAGAUACAGCAAAGAAGAGAAGGGGAAGUUGGUUUUGGCUAAUUCGCUGUCGGUUGGUUGUGAUGUGGUGAAGCUGGACUCUGAGGUGGACCCGACUAUCAAUGGUAGUAGCACUAUUGAAGGGGAAAGAAGAUACAACAGAGAAGAAAAAGGGAAGGGCAAGUUGGUUGAAGAUAACUCUUUGUUGAUUGAUUAUGAUGCCGCGGAAUUAGGCGCAGAUACGGUUGAUGUAGGAUUUAGUGAUGAACACGUAUUUGAAAAAGUGACUUUAGAUCUGAUGGGGUUGAAAGAACUCUCCAAAUUGGAGAAUACAACGAAAACGAUGAAGCCCAGAAUGGCUGGAAGAGUGGGACAGGAUAACAGUAAAGAAACUGAAGUGGUGAUUGCUAAGGGAAAAAGGAAAAGAAAAGCUGUGGAAAGAACUGACGUUGUUCAAAGGAACAAGGUGAGGUUCUUAGAUACAGCGAAAGCAUUAGCUUCCAAAUUCGCUCAUUUCAUACCGGAAGAGCAAGGGGAUGAUAGCUCAUCACACAUGCCUGAAACUGAAAGGCGAGUUGUAGAAAAUGAGCAAGAAAUUGAAGAUUGGCCUGGCCCGUUUUCUACAGCCAUGAGGAUUAUUAAGGACCGAGAGGUGAGGCUGAGAGCUCGGCAAGGCAGUACCAUUUCUGAUAGAAACAAAUCUUCACCCGUGAUUGAAUGGAAGCCUUCGCAAGAUCGUGAUCAUAUGCGUUUGAUGCGGGUUGCUCCUUUAUUGCAAGAUUUAUGCUUUAACCUUCUCUGUAAGAAUGCAGAAGCAAUUACUUCACUCCAAGGAAUCCCAGAUUCACUGAAAUGCAAACUCAGUCGGUGGCUUUGUGAUUCACGAAAGAUGACUUGUCAUGUUCUGGGUCUCAUUGUCAGUGGAUCUCCAUCUGAAAUUUGCUUGAGAGAUUGUUCAUGGGUAACAGAAGAUCAGCUCAAAGAAAUCCUCGGAGGGUGCAAUACUGAUCACUUGAGGGUGCUACAAUUUGAUCUAUGUGGACGCUGUUUACCUGAUUAUAUAUUGCGUGAAACCUUGGCUCGGUCACCAAACAAUUUGCCUUCAUUAAUCACCAUAUCCCUGAGGGGUGCAUAUCGGCUUUCAGAUGAUGGGCUAACAGCACUUGUCUCUUCGGCACCUUUACUAAAAUCUGUAAAUUUGGGCCAGUGUUCCCUUCUUACCUCAGCCGGAAUCAUAACUCUAGCUGAGAAGUUGGGACCAUUACUGAGGGAAUUGUAUAUAGAUGAAUGCCAGAGUGUAGAUGCAAUGUUGAUUCUCUCUGCUUUGAAGAAGCUCAAGCAUCUGGAAGUGUUGUCGGUAGCUGGGGUUCCAAAUGUUUGUGACAAAUUUGUCCGCGAGCUUCUUUCUGGAUGUGGUCCAAAUAUGAAGGAACUUGCUCUGGCGGAUUGUGGGGAAUUGACUGACAGUUCCUUGAAAGUCAUUGCGGAAAACUGUUCUGGAUUGCAUGCUCUUGACCUUGGUGGCUUGCAAAAACUGACUGAUGUGGCGAUGCAACACCUUGCCAAUGGUUGUAGGUCACUUCAAGCACUUAAGCUUCGGCGCAAUGCUUUCAGUGAUGAAGGCAUAUCUGCGUUUCUGGAAGCAUCUGGAGAGUCAUUGAGAGAACUUUCACUCAAUAAUCUCAAAGAGGUUGCUCACAAUACUGCCAUCGCACUUUCUGCCCGUUGUUCCAAAACACUUUGCAGUUUGGAUCUGUCUUGGUGCCGCAAAUUGACAGACGAGGCACUUGGAUUGAUCGUGGAUAAAUGCUCGGCACUGAGGUUGCUCAAGCUGUUCGGAUGCACUCAGAUAACGAAGAAGUUCUUGCAUGGCCACUCUAAUCCUCUUGUUCAGAUUGUUGGACUGAAGGCGGCGCCAAUACUAACGCAGCUGGUUGUACGAGAUUCUUUAGAAGCUGCAUUACGAUAUUAGUCGAUUUCAUAGUAAGCUUUGUUUUCUAUGCGUCCAAGCUUGCAUGGCUGCAGGUGUGUGAUCCACACUUCUGUUUUUUCGUCAACGGUAACAUCUAAGCUUCAUCCGAGAUGGGAUCCUACCUAAGGUGUGUAUCUUUUAAGUCGAAAUAGAGAUAACAGAAAUGCCACUAGUUUUUGUACAGGGAAGGAAGCUGCUCGAUCUAACCAUCCCCAGUUUCUAAAGGUGGAUGGAAUUGAUCUGAUUGCACAACAUGAUGAUUUUUGUGUUCGGUUCAUUCCUUUUUUAUUUUUGAACUAACAUGGCUAUUGCAAACAUAUUGUUGUUUGGUAGAUUUAUAAGCAGAUCUUGAUACAUGGGAUUGGA
Messenger RNA from Magnolia sinica, 4035 nucleotides. RefSeq lists its product as uncharacterized. Gene Ontology annotation, molecular function: protein binding. Gene Ontology annotation, cellular component: SCF ubiquitin ligase complex. NCBI's taxonomy places the organism in Eukaryota, Viridiplantae, Streptophyta, Magnoliopsida, Magnoliales, Magnoliaceae. The transcript has 6 exons. The coding region runs from base 58 to 3669 and encodes 1203 amino acids. Gene Ontology annotation, biological process: SCF-dependent proteasomal ubiquitin-dependent protein catabolic process. The record is from RefSeq and is a predicted model, not a curated record.